AUAAAGGCCAGGCAUUAGGAGGACACACCAUCAGUGAUCAGUGCACUGAUGCUGUCUCCUCGUAUGGUGCUGAUGUGAUUGCCAAGAUUGGAGAACAACUCAACCCAACCAUCAACCACCCGGGCUACACGUUUUCAGAGUUAUUUCCUGCCUAUUGACCUUCCAACCUGCAUGCACGGUAGCGUAGUGGUUAGUACAAUGUUUUACAGUACAGGCGUCCUGGGUUCAGUUCCUGCCGCUGCCUGUAAGGAGUUUGUAUGUUCUUCCAGUGACCGCGUGGGUUUCUUCCAGGUGCUCUGGUUUCCUCCCACAGUCCUUAGACAUACCAGUUGGUAGGUUAAUUGGUUAUUGUAAACUGUCCUGUGAUUAGGGUCAGAUUAAAUCGGGAGAUUGCUGGGUGGCUUGGCUUGAAGGGUUGAAAGUACCUACUCUGAGCUGAAUCUCAAUACAUAAGUGUUUUUGGGAUUUUGGAGGGCACCAGAGGGAAACAGAUAGAACACAAGAUCAAGAUUUAACCUGGAUCUUUGGUAGUGAUCUUGUGGCUGCACUAUUGUGUCACUCUUUUAUUUAUAUUCCUCAGCAACAGAGUUAAGAGUGAGAUUAUCACUUUUUUUAAUUAGUUUAUCCGGCAAUUGUGAAUAUUUGUCACUGAUGUGUGCUUACUGCCUGUCCUGCACAUUGGCCCCUAUCCCCAGGUUCCCACUCCUGACACUGCCAAUCCUGUCUUCAGUCCCUCUUGUAACAUAGCCUCUCCCAGAUUUCCUAUUGAUUGUUCCCUACCUUGAACAAACGGCUUUCCCACUGAUAUCUAGUAGUCGACCUCCCCAGGACCUUUUCUCAGUUGAAGGUUAGUAAACCUUACCUCACCACAGUUUGAAUUAUUGUCACACAUGUUCAUCUUUUUCAUGUCUCACCAUACCGUGCUCCAAGCUUCCCUCUGAGAAGACCGUCCCUAUCAAGGCACUGACCAUAUUGCUUUGGCCAUGAAUCAGCACAGAUUUAUUGUUUUGGAAUUCCUCACGUCACAUUGUCAUGGAAGGGUCAAGAGCAUCAACAAUCACAGAUCUUACCCUGAUGAAAUCGGGCCAAAGCAUUGGCCGGACUCUCGAUAUGAACACGUGAUGAAGCUACGACAAGCAGCACUGAAGGCAGCCAGAGACCGAUGGGCUGAUUACAUUUUGUUUGUAGAUACAGAUAACUUCUUAACCAAUCCAAACACCCUAACUCUACUCAUCGCUGAGAAUAAGACGGUUGUUGCACCCAUGUUGGACUCGCGCUCUGCCUAUUCCAAUUUCUGGUGUGGAAUGACCUCAGAGGGUUAUUAUAAACGGACCCCAGCCUACCCUCCGAUACGGAAACGGGACAGACUCGGCUGUUUCCCGGUGGUUAUGGUACACUCCACAAUGCUGAUUGAUCUUCGCAAAGAAGCCUCCAAGAAACUGGCUUUUUACCCCCCACAUCCAUCCUACACCUGGUCUUUUGAUGACAUCAUAGUCUUUGCAUAUUCAUGCAAACAAGCGGGAGUCCAGAUGUACAUCAAUAAUAAAGAGCACUUUGGGUUCCUGCAGGUACCUCUGAAGUCGACCAGUACCAUGCAAGAUGAGGUGGAGAGUUUUAUUCAUGUUCAGCUGGAGGUGAUGGUGAAUCACCCUACCAUGGAGCCUUCUAAAUUUCUGCCUGUGCCUCCAAAAUACCCAGAUAAGAUGGGCUUUGAUGAGGUUUUUCUGAUUAACUUGAAGCGACGCCCAAAACGGAGAAUGCGAAUGCUUCGUUCCCUGUACGAGCAGGAGAUCGCCUGUGAAGUCUUUGACGCAGUUGAUGGAAGAGCUUUCAACAGCAGUCAGAUUAAAGAACUUGGCAUCACAAUGUUGGCGGAAUACGAAGACCCAUAUUCAGGACGGCCCCUAACUAAAGGGGAGCUGGGCUGUUUCCUCAGUCACUACAACAUCUGGAAGGAGAUUGUUGACCGAGGAUUGCAGAAGUCAGUGCUCUUUGAAGAUGAUCUACGGUUUGAAAUCUUCUUCAAACGAAGACUGAAGUACCUGAUGAAGGAAGUGGAGAAAACUAAACUCGACUGGGACCUAAUUUACAUUGGCCGAAAACGAAUGCAGGUGGAUCACCCGGAGAAGGCAGUACCUGGCGUCCGAAAUUUGGUUGUGGCUGAUUAUUCUUACUGGACUCUGGGAUAUGUCCUCUCGCUGAAUGGAGCAAAGAAACUCAUUGAUUCCAAGCCGUUUGACAAAAUGUUACCAGUGGAUGAAUUUCUACCCAUAAUGUACAACAAACACCCGAUAUCCAAGUAUAUGGAUCACUUUGAGAAGCGUAACCUGAAGGCUUUCUCCGUGGAGCCGCUUCUGGUCUACCCCACGCACUACACGGGUGAGGCGGGCUAUGUCAGUGACACUGAGACCUCCACGGUCUGGGACAAUGAGAAGCUGAAGACUGACUGGGACCGCGCCAAGUCACAGAAGACCAGGGAGCAAGUAAAGAUCCGGGAAGCAGCUCAGAACCUUGACGUGUCGCAUUCACCGAUCGACUCAACCUCCAGGGAUGAGCUGUGACCCGUGGCUUGCA
Hypanus sabinus (Atlantic stingray) is the source of this 2574-nucleotide messenger RNA. RefSeq names its product collagen beta(1-O)galactosyltransferase 1b (gene colgalt1b). Gene Ontology annotation, molecular function: procollagen galactosyltransferase activity. The transcript is spliced from 11 exons. The record is from RefSeq and is a predicted model, not a curated record. Bases 984 to 2561 code for a protein of 525 amino acids. Lineage: Eukaryota; Metazoa; Chordata; Chondrichthyes; Myliobatiformes; Dasyatidae.